CUCAUCAUCUCUGGUAAACCCUACUCGUCUUCCAUUAUCAAAAUCAAAAUGUCAGACAACAUACCUUACGACAUCCAAGUGGACAUCUUGAAAAAACUUCCUGUUAAAUCAUUGAUUCAAUUCCGAUCCAUCUGCAAAGCAUGGAAGUCUCUCGUCGAUAGCGCUGAUUUUGUUAAGCAUUAUAGGGGCCAGAUGCAACAUCUACUUGUAAGUUAUUAUGAACAUUCAUAUAGCUUUGGGCGAAAAUAUGUUUCAAUUGCUGAUGAUGAUACUUUCCCGCAAAAGAAAGUUCCACUGACUAAUCCCAUGUCGCUUAAUAAUCCUAGAUUAAUCGGCACCUCUCAUGGCUUGUUAUGUUUGUACAGUUACAGUGAUGAUAUGGUUGUUAUAUGGAACCUUUGUAUAAGAAAAGUUGUUGCUGUUGUUCUGUAUAACGUGGAACAUGAUGCAGGUUCUUGGGACUAUCUAGGUUUUGGGGUCUGUCGUGAGACUAAUGACCCUAAGAUUAUCAGGAUUACAUCAGUAACUUGGUGUGACAUUAAUGGUUUAAGUUACGUCCCUUGGCAAGUUGAGGUUUUUCCAUUAAGCACAGGGGCUUGGAGAACUCCAUUUAGCACCAAUUUCCCUAGUAAAUCAAUUUACUUUCGCUUUGAAAAUUAUGAUCAAGUAGUUAUAGAUGGGGUUCAUUAUUGGUUAGCUAAUGAUAUAUCUUGUAAUCUCAUUUUUUCUUUUGAUAUGACACGUGAAGAAUUCAGCGAAAUUAAUCUCCCAGAUGGUUUAGCGCACAAGUCUGAUUAUACGCUGUCCAUGUCUAAGCUAAGGGAGUCACUUGUUGUGCUUGACCGUGAUGACGAUGAGAUGGUUUUUGUUGUAUGGAUGAUGGAAGAUGGUGUUUCAAAAACAUUUACAAAGCCAUUCACUAUUAAUUAUAACACACCAGAUGCAUUAUAUUUUGUAUUGGGAUUUAGGAAGACUGGUGAAGCUAUUAUCGAAGGUCGUCGACAACUUUUUGUUUACGAGCCCUACUCUAAACACAUCAAAAAUUUUGGGAUUGAUGGAAAAUAUUAUGAUUUUUUUGUGCAUUCCUAUAUGGAAACACUAAUUUUGCUUGAUCAACCAAAUCUUAGGGUUUUUAAUUGAAUGAUAACGGUCAAAAUUCAAGAUGAUUUGGUUUCAUAAGGUACCUCACUUCGUUUUGGGUAUGUUCUUUGAUCGCCUCAUGUUUCAUACUGAACUUCAACUAUUUUUAUUUAAUGGUCAGUCUUUUGCUUAUGACUAGAAUGUCUAUAUUCCGUAAAAGAAUGUUUCCAUGAUUUUUUGGAAGGAAAUCAACAUAUGUUUGUUAAUUGCUAGUACUUGUCAUGCAUUUAUGAUUCAUCUUCUAUGCUGCAUGAAUUUGCAAAUCCCUGAAUCCACAAAUUGCAACCAACACCACUCAUCUACAUCGACAUUUUGUCAAUGUUGCAGUGGCUUGAUAACAAGGGCGUAGCUUUGUGGGGGCGGGAGGGGGUGGCCGACCCCCCAAACAUUUCGCUCAGUA
Helianthus annuus (common sunflower) is the source of this 1540-nucleotide messenger RNA. Its product is annotated as F-box protein At2g34280. The record is from RefSeq and is a predicted model, not a curated record. The transcript has a single exon. Lineage: Eukaryota; Viridiplantae; Streptophyta; Magnoliopsida; Asterales; Asteraceae. Bases 49 to 1140 code for a protein of 363 amino acids. Gene Ontology annotation, molecular function: protein binding.